AUGGAGUGCUUCCGCUGGCUGUGGGCCACACCCGAGGUUUGCUGCCCGUUUGGCACAGCCUUCUCAAGGAUUUUGGCCGAGGUCGAGGCAUCCGAAGAUGCCCCAUCCAACGAGGAUGGGGCUUCAGUACAGGAGGAGGUGAGCAGCAUGGCAGAGGAGGUGGAGGAGGACGUGUCCAUGACAUCGCUCCAGGACCUACCCAUUACGCUGCUGGCAGAGAUCCGCCAGCUCGUCACAGAUUGCGAAGGUGUCUCAGACCUUGGCAAGGCGAGCUCUGCGAUGAUGGAGGCGGAAGCUCCCAUCAACACCGAGGAAGACAUCCCGGUGGAGAAGGUGGUGCGCAGUGUGCCGUAUCGGUUUUCGAGCACCCGCAGGGAGACGCCAAUCACCCGCGUCACCUUGAAUGUCUACGAUGUGGCGGCCGACGCACGCUGGGUCAACGGCAUGUUUGCCAACCACCUCUCGCCAUUCAAGCUCGGCGGUGCUUUUCAUGUGGGCCUGCAAGUUGGCAAUGAGGAGUGGGCCUUUGGCUAUACACAGCGCGGCACUGGGGUCUAUCGGACGGUGCCACGUUCCUGGCCACACUUCCGGGAAAGCGUCGAGCUGACUCCGAUACAGCUGCCCGAGGACAAGAUUGCAGAAAUCUACCGUUUGUUGGCGCGGGACUGGACCGGCUCCGAGUACCAUCUGCUGCAGCGAAACUGCUGCGAUUUCGCCAGCGAGGCGUCAUUGCUACUCGGUGCCGGUGAUUUGCCAAAGUGGACCUUCCGUUUUGCCGACUGGGGUUGCGCUGCCGCGCAGGCCAUCGGCCUCAUAGAGACAUCCGCAAUGACCUCUGGCAUUUGA
This is a messenger RNA of Symbiodinium natans, 846 nucleotides long. NCBI's taxonomy places the organism in Eukaryota, Dinophyceae, Suessiales, Symbiodiniaceae. The record is from the annotation of a GenBank genome assembly.